Molecule: messenger RNA, 765 nt
Organism: Cryptosporidium ubiquitum
Lineage: Eukaryota; Apicomplexa; Conoidasida; Eucoccidiorida; Cryptosporidiidae
Product: GNAT family protein
Exons: 1
Coding region: 1-765 (254 amino acids)
Cellular component (GO): nucleus
Molecular function (GO): histone H2A acetyltransferase activity; histone H4 acetyltransferase activity; protein N-terminal-serine acetyltransferase activity
Source: RefSeq, a predicted model, not a curated record
AUGACUCAGGUAAUUAAGGAUCGGAAAAUUUCAAGAAAAAAAGCAAUUGUCGCAUAUAGAGAAAAGAAAUACAAAGAUUUAGUUGGGAAAAUUCUAAAAUCUAAAGAUUUCUUUUCCAAUUUGUUUCAGGACAGCGAUUUAAUUUAUUUUAAGACAGAAUUAACAAAAAUAUCAAAUUAUUCUAAUCUCCAUAUUGCAAGAAGCAGUGACUUGUCAGAUAUUCAUAUAGAAAAAAUAUUAAAAAUUACAAGGGAUAAUAUGAAAAUUCUCUAUGACGAAAAUCCAUGGGGUGACAUAUGGAGUCGAGGGUGGGAUGAUAGUUUGAAAAUGAACGAAUUAAAACAUUACAUGUGCAAUUACAUGAUCAUUUAUGAGAGAAAUAUGGAUAAUACUGUUAUUAAUACAAUAAAAACUGAUCGCUGCUCAGAAAUCAGCUUCCACAAUGAUUUAUGUUCGGAUAUCAACAUUUUAUCGUUCUUGAGUUUUCGCUUUGAAUUAGAAGAUGAAAUUGGCCCUAUAAAUAAACAAAUAGUGGGAUAUAUGUAUGAGUUGCAGUCCUCGGUUAAAAGGAAAGGAUAUGGAAAACUACUUAUUGAUUUACUUUUCUUCAUAUGUAAUAAGCUUAAAAUCAAAAAAAUAAUGUGUACAGUAUUAAGAAGAAAUAUCGAUGCAAUGAGAUUUUACACCAAAAAGUGCGGUUUUAAUGUUGACAAAAUAUCUCCAUCACUUGAACCGUACAUCAUUCUAUCGACUAAUACAAUGUAA